AUGGGUGGAGAAUACUACAAUAACCCUGGUGGUGGAGCGAGCUACCUUUGCCUUCCACACAAUCCAAAAUAUGACAAGUACAAAGACCGCCAUCAGGCCGUUGGAUACGUGUGCGGCACUGAAUAUAAAGUGAAUGAUUACAACGGAGACCCUUUUAAGAGAAUUCUUCACAACCAUGAUGCACCCUGCGUCGUUUGCUUCGUCAACCCGGCACGUGGUUCAAUGCUGAUGAUGCCAGCUAGGAAUGAUUGCCCAUCUGGGUGGAUCAAGGAGUAUCAUGGGUACCUGAUGACUGCUUAUCAUGACCACAAGCAUUCAAGCGACUUCAUUUGUGUUGAUGGGGAUCCGGAGUAUGUCCCUGGUAGCCAUGCCAACAAAAACGGUGCCUUGCAGUACGCUGUGGAAGGAGAUUGCGGCUCACUCCCACGUCUUCCUUAUGUCGGCGGUCGAGAAUUGACAUGCGCUGUGUGUACCAAGUGA
Messenger RNA from Porites lobata, 480 nucleotides. The record is from the annotation of a GenBank genome assembly. NCBI's taxonomy places the organism in Eukaryota, Metazoa, Cnidaria, Anthozoa, Scleractinia, Poritidae.